Cydia splendana is the source of this 653-nucleotide messenger RNA. Its product is annotated as neurexin 1-like. The transcript is spliced from 3 exons. The record is from RefSeq and is a predicted model, not a curated record. Lineage: Eukaryota; Metazoa; Arthropoda; Insecta; Lepidoptera; Tortricidae. Bases 204 to 653 code for a protein of 149 amino acids.
CCGCCAUUUCUGUCUGCAGUUGUCCUCAGCGCGGCCUACUCGCGCCAUGCACUCACAAAUUACAUAAUACAUAAAAAAAAACAAUCCCACCAUUUCUCUAUGACUCUGUGAAGUGACCAUCGAUUAGUGUGUGUUUUUUUGUGCGCGCGGACCAUGGAACUUUUUUAAUCGCAUACGCGCAAUGAAACGCAGACGCACCUAGCAUGCUGUGCCCCACGCGGCUGCUCUGGCAGCUGCCCCUCCUCACCACAACCCUCGCCUUCGUACUCGACAAGCAGAACCCCUACUCGCAGUUCCGCAAGUGGAACGCGGCGCUCAACGGCACACUCGAACUUGAGUUCAAAACCGACCAGCCAAACGGUCUGAUCUUGUACACCGACGAUGGUGGCACUUAUGACUUCUUUGAGCUGAAGCUGGUGAAUGGGGCGGUGAGGCUGAGGUACAAUUUGGGGGGCGGCGCGCAGAUUAUCACGGUGGGGAGUAAUCUGAAUAAUGGACAGUGGCAUAAGCUGCAAGUGGCCCGCCGCGACGAGCACACAACACUGUCGGUGGACGGCGUGUCGCGCGGCGCCAUUUCCCGCGGCAAGGAGUUCGCGUUCGGCAAGUUCGGGACCAACUCCGACGUGUUCGUGGGGGGGAUACCGCCUUCGUGA